Molecule: messenger RNA, 3220 nt
Organism: Spodoptera frugiperda (fall armyworm)
Lineage: Eukaryota; Metazoa; Arthropoda; Insecta; Lepidoptera; Noctuidae
Gene: Not3
Product: CCR4-NOT transcription complex subunit 3
Exons: 16
Coding region: 344-2383 (679 amino acids)
Biological process (GO): nuclear-transcribed mRNA poly(A) tail shortening; regulation of DNA-templated transcription
Cellular component (GO): P-body; nucleus; CCR4-NOT core complex
Source: RefSeq, a predicted model, not a curated record
AUUAUUUUGCGCCUGCGCUCUUGAUGGUCUACGCGACGUACCUAAAAUCAUUUUGUGGAAAAUUUGAAGUUUGUUGUUAUUUGUGACAACUUAUAAUUCAUAAUUAUUUAUGAAAGCUCCGUGCUAAUUACCAUUCCAGGCGCGGGGCAAGAUUUCACUGUGGUGGUUAGCCUGGAUGCGUUCCGACACUAUACUUCGAGCGGUGUACGGUAGCCAUCUUGGAAUCGAACAAAGCUUCAGAUGUGUAGUUUGUCUGUUUAUCAAUAAUUUUUGUGCAUUUUCUUGUAAAUAGUUUGUAUGUUUAGGAUAUGUACGGAACGUUCGUCCAUAUGUGUAAAUAGCUAUGGCUGCGACAAGGAAAUUACAAGGUGAAAUAGACAGGUGUUUAAAAAAGGUAACAGAGGGAGUCGAGACAUUUGAUGACAUCUGGCAGAAGGUUCACAAUGCGACGAACAGUAACCAAAAGGAGAAGUAUGAAGCAGACCUCAAGAAGGAGAUCAAGAAGCUUCAGAGGCUACGGGAUCAGAUCAAGUCGUGGAUCGCCUCCGGGGAGAUUAAGGAUAAGAGUACACUUUUAGAAUAUAGGAAACUAAUAGAAACACAAAUGGAAAGGUUUAAAGUAGUGGAGCGGGAGACGAAAACGAAGGCGUAUUCCAAGGAAGGGCUGGGCGCGGCGCAGAAGCUGGACCCUGCGCAGAAGGAGCGGGAGGAAAUGUCCUCGUGGCUCGUCUCCUCCAUCGACGCACUUAAUUUACAAGUUGAUCAAUUUGAGUCUGAAAUAGAGUCACUGCUAGUGGGUAAGAAGAAAAGGUUGGACAAAGAGAAACAGGAUCGGAUGGAGGAACUGAAACUGAAGCUGGAGAAGCACAGGUUCCACAUAAAGAAGCUAGAGACACUGCUGAGGAUGCUGGACAACAUGUCUGUCGAAGUAGAACAGGUGCAUGUUGUAUUGCAGAUAAAAAGGAUAAAGGACGACGUGGAGUACUACAUCGACUCGUCGCUGGAGCCGGGCUUCGAGGAGAACGAGUACAUCUACGACGACAUCCGCGGCCUCGACGACAUCGAGCUCAGCGGCGUCGGCCUGCCCUCCUCCGCCACCACCGACAGCAACAACAGCAACGACUCUGCAGGAUCUCCCACUAGCAUGCUCUCAGGUACAAGUCCAGUAACAUCACCAACGUUAGAGGUACACAAUCACUCAACAGAUUCCAUAGACGUCGAAAAAAAGAAAAAAGAAGAGAUCAUAACCAAAGUGUGCGAUUUGUCUUUUUCGCCGACAAUACAUACAAACUUGCCGGUAAAACCGCUGCCGCUGCGCGCGGGUAACGCGGGCGCGGUCAGUAACAGCACGUGUAACGUUAGUUCCUUGCUCAAUAACUCCGCAGCAUCCACCAAUAGCAUAAGCAACAGCACGGGCGGGCCGGCCGCGUCCAGCUGCAGCACGCCCAGCAAGGCGCCGCCCCCGGACACGCACCACCACCCACGACACGCCAACUCCAACUGCGCCAACACCUCCACAGAAGUAGUGGAGAAUGGUCCGGUGUCGACGACCCCCGCGCACACAGCGACACACCUACCGGCAGCCGCGCCCACGCAACCACCGCCUACGUCAAAGAGUUCGUCAGUACCGCUACUUGGUUCGAGCGCGAGUGCGAGCGAAACGGCGCCUUCGCCCCUUACCGUCAACGGGCCUAGCCAACCGCCGCAUCAUACGCCGCAACAUGUUGCUAACAAUGGUAGAGUGAGUGAAGCGUCGAGUACAGGCGGGCGUGGCAGUAGCGCGGGCGCGGCCACGGCGUCGCUGAAGAGCAUGGCGCAGGAAGCCGUGCAGCGGGCCGGGCUCGACCAGCAUCAUCCACAGAACCUAAGACGAGGGGCUCCCCUAGCGCAAGCGCACAUUCCUCCGUUACUGGGCGUGGCACCGCUAGGCCCGCUACCACUCAACUCUGAACAUCAGCUACAGUUCCAAAUGUUGGAAUCAUCGUUCUACCACAUGCCGCACCCGUCCGACUCGGAAAGAACGAGGGUAUAUUUACCGAGAAAUAUAUGCCCCACGCCGAUAUACUACAACCAGGUGCUGCUUCCCCAUUCGGACUCCGUGGAGUUCUUCCAGCGACUGUCGACGGAGACGUUGUUCUUCGUGUUCUACUACAUGGAGGGCACGAAGGCGCAGUACCUCGCAGCCAAGGCACUCAAGAAACAAAGCUGGCGGUUCCACACCAAGUACAUGAUGUGGUUCCAGAGGCAUGAAGAGCCCAAGGUCAUCAAUGAGGAGUAUGAACAGGGCACAUAUAUCUAUUUUGACUAUGAGAAGUGGGGCCAGCGCAAGAAGGAGGGCUUCACGUUCGAGUAUAAGUACUUAGAGGACCGUGACUUGAACUGAGCGCGUCAGUGUACAGCCGCGCCGCCGCCGCCAUUCCUGAAGCAGUAUUGUUGUCCACCCGCGGGCCGUCGCCGGCGCCAUAUUGUCGUCCAGUACCGCGGCCGUCGCCGGCUCGCUGCGGGGCUGUGUCCGUACACUACAGAUCUGAAUACCUGAGCCUGAGUGUGACUCGAUGCUUGAAGUGAAUGCCGUGUGCUCUGGACGAGUGGAGUGUGUGAGAAGUACGUAGUGUACCGCAGGAGAGGCCUAUCGUCCCGCAGUGGACACACGGACCUCGCGGCCGAGACCUGCGACUGCGCCGCGGGCGUUAACUAAACUCUUACAAAAUAGUGUAUUUGAACAUAUUCUGGCAGUUUGUAACAUGGAAUAAGUUGUGAGGAUUGCAAGUCAGUUAGUAUUGAAGCCGAAGUGUUUGUAAACUGUACACAAGAACGAACAAGCGAAAGAUAACGUGAAGAUUAGUUUCAGCCAUACAAGGUUGUAAGUAGCGAAACAUGUGAUAUUGUUAUAGGCGCCCGGGACGGCGUCGACCCGCGCGACAGUAUCGGGGCCGCUGUUCCGGCGGACCGGUCCCUGCACAACCCCUUACAUUCGGUUCCACGGAGGGUAGUGUAGGCUUGUGUUCUUAUGUCCUUGUGCAGAGACCGGUCUGACACUGGCCACCGAUGACCGAAGUGAUGGAAAUCUCCAUAAAACGGCUAACGCACAUUAUAAUUGUAGUACUUUUAUUGGAGCAUUUUAGGAGCGUAUGGCUUUAAUAUACAGGGUGUCCCUGAAAUCGACGUCCAACGGGCACUAGAUGAUCAGCGAAGUUCCAACUGUUAUCAGAAAAAUAUA